CAACUGAAUUUUAUAAAAAUUUUAAUUAGAGAACCAACCAAGUCCAAGUCUUAUUAUUUGCAAUACGAAGGCCAAUCAUUGUCAAACAAACCGCACGGCUUUGGGGUUAUAUCAAAAAUUUACAAAAACGGAUUCUCAGAAAAGUAUUACAACGGGACUUUUGUCUUCGGGAAGAAACAAGGAUUCGGUGGGCUCUGGACUAAUAAUUAUUACUACGAGGGAGAUUUUUUCGCGGACAAAAAACAUGGAUUCGGAAGAAUUUGGUACAAAAACGGUAGCUUUUAUCAAGGCAACUGGAAAGACGGCUCUUACCACGGCGACGGAAUGAUAAUAAAAGAUAACGGGAACCGAUACCAAGGAAAAUUUAUCCAGGGAAGAAAACAUGGCGACGGAAUAUUCUAUCACUUGAAAACGGGACAAAUGCAAAAAGGAUACUGGAUUAAUGACACUUGUGCGAGUAGCACUAUUGAAGAUAUUUACUGGCGUCAAUCAGCGCUUCAACCUUCGCCGUAUCCAAUUCCCAAAUUGGUAAUUUAG
This is a messenger RNA of Cotesia congregata, 537 nucleotides long. The record is from the annotation of a GenBank genome assembly. NCBI's taxonomy places the organism in Eukaryota, Metazoa, Arthropoda, Insecta, Hymenoptera, Braconidae.